CUGCGGCACGAAGAGCGGGAUAUCAUUUCCGCCCCCUUCUACCUGUGGACUGCCCAACUGCCCCAUGUACUGUAGCCACCCCCAAAGAAAUGACGUGCCGACGGUGUGUCUAAGUGUGGGAUUCUGACCUGCACCACCACGUUCAUACUUUUUCACGUGCACUCUUUAUUGAUCAACAAUGCUUGCUGGACAUUCUCUCUCUGACCACCACCGCACGAUGAAUCUGCCCGCAUUUCGAUGCUAACCAGCUAGUCAGAAGCAAUGUCUGGCCCUUGUGACCUGUACACUUCCUUAGCAUGUCCUCUUCGGCGAUCCUCGCGGCAUCGUCGAUGGCCGGCUCUCUGUCCUCGAGCCUGCUAGCACCUAGUCUCUCUGCCUCGACGAGUGCUGCUGGACAACAUGUCGACCUGGCACCACCUCCGUCUGGCUUUCUCUCUGCCCUUGGAGCUCUGAUAACUUUCAUUCCUGGCGCCCUGUUCUGGACCAUCACCUUUACCACAAUCACCUUACCAACAUGGUUGUUUACUCUGUUCUCAAUGAGUUUGACAUUCACCAUGAAUUUCACUACUUUGCUUCUGAUAGCCCUGGCGAUUGUGUCGACCAUCAGCUGGUUCAUCCGGUACCGGUUCCUCAAUGUCUACACACGUCUCCCAGCGGAACCGCAGAGAAAAGAGGUGCAAAUAGAUCUGUUUCCAGAUGUACAAGGAGGAGAUUCCAAACCGGGCUUGUCAAAUUAUCUUGAUGAAUUCCUCGAGGCAAUCAAGGUGUUUGGGUAUUUGGAGCGGCCAGUGUUUCACGAGUUGACCCGGACAAUGCAGACUAGGAAACUCAUUGCCGGCGAAACGUUAUUGCUCGAGGAAGAGAAGGGGUUCUGUCUGGUCGUGGAUGGGCUUGUGCAGAUAUUCGUGAAGUCCCUGAGGGACACGUCGGAUGGACAGGCCCCUGUAGACUUAUUCGACGAGGACGAGGGAUACCGCGAAGGCAACCAAGGGUACCAGCUGCUCACCGAAGUCAAGAACGGAGCUUCCAUGUCCUCCCUCUUCUCGAUAUUGUCACUUUUUACCGAAGAUGUUAAGUUACGCCACGACGAGCAGCAUCCUGUUGCCUCACGAUUCGCUGGUGCCUUCUCUCGUACUCCUGAUUCCAAUAUCACAAGUCCUGCCACCCAGCCAUCAACGCCAGCCUUCGAUCGUCCAGGCACCGCGAACGGGCACCCUCGACAAAGACUACCCAAUGUCCCGCCGCUGACGCUUGACCAGGCCUAUGAUGACCCAGAUUACAAGACACCCAAAGCGAGACCCAGAGCGGCCUCCUCGGUACAUCCAGACAUCGUCGCCAGGGCUACAGUGGAUACUACAAUAGCUAUAAUCCCAGCGAGUGCGUUUCGCCGUUUGACGAGAGUAUAUCCAAAAGCUACCGCGCACAUAGUUCAGGUGAUCCUGACACGAUUGCACCGGGUCACCUUGUCAACGGCGCAUCAAUAUUUGGGCCUGACUUCAGAGGUCCUGCAAAUCGAGAAGUCUAUGAACAAGUUCACCAGUUUUGAUCUGCCAAAUCACUUACGGGGUUCUGCUCUAGACAGGCUUCGAGACAAGUUCACCAAGGAAAGAGAUCGCAUCGGGCCAGAAGAGCUGACCAAGGGAAUCGCGUUGCAUAAUCCUUCUGCAAACCGACGCAGGUCCUCAAGCAAUCUGCGCCGGGAAGCGGCUAUCGCUGCGGCGCGCGGCACGCCAACUGCCUUGACUCCUGUAUUAACGCCUGCGUUGGCGCCCAAAGUGCUGCGGCCUGGCAUGGGAGACAGGAAUGUUAGUUCAGGUGACCUUCAUGGGACAUCCCGGCCAAGUCAGCGACCAAUGACCCAUAUCCGAUCAACUUCAAACUGGACAGGAAUGGGCGCACCAGAAACGCCGAGGUCGGAAAUAACUAGCCCAAUGGGAAAUCGUGAGCUGCCUUUCUUCUCGCCCUUUGGCCCCGAUAAAACACUUCAUCGCCAGGACUCUAUGAAUGAGGAUGGUUUGUUCCGCGAAUCAGUGCUCGAGUGUAUGGCCAAGGCGCUUGGGCUUAAUGAGGCUGGCAGCCAGUCUUCACGGCGAGGUGCUGCUUCGGUGGAACAAUCGCCACGUCUGGUAUCCUACGACGCAAAGCGACAAACGGCCAUCUUCAACAACGCUUUUGGUUUCAUCGACCCCUAUGAUGACCUCGCUGAUGGCGAUUCGGAGUCUAUGUCUGUCUCCGUGGCCAGUGCUACCGGAGGAUUGCAAGGCCAUUCUCUGAACGACGAACUCAUUGAUGAUGUGGAAAUCGUCUUCUUUCCGAAGGGUUCCGUGCUGGUCGAGCAGGGUGAACGAAAUCCAGGUCUCUACUAUGUUAUCGACGGGUUUUUGGACGUCAGUAUUCCAGUCGAGGAGAAGGAAGAGAAGAAAGAUUCACCAACCUACAAUGGGCGAAAACAUAGUCGAGAAGAGCCAUUCCACCGGCUGCGAAGAACAAAGACAUCGAAUUCUCGAGCUUCUUCGUUACCAGGCGGCCCUGGCAAAGCAAAAGAGUCCAAAAGAAUGGUGGAAAAGUCUUUGUUCUUGGUCAAGCCUGGUGGCGUUGCUGGUUAUGUUGGGACACUGUCUUCCUACAGAUCAUUUACCGAUGUGACAGCCAAGACCGACGUGUAUGUCGGAUUUCUACCACGUGCCGCCCUGGAAAGGGUGGCCGAGAAGUACCCGAUCGUGUUGUUGACGAUGGCUAAACGACUGACUAGCCUGCUCCCACGAUUGAUCCUUCACAUUGAUUUCGCGCUGGAAUGGGUCCAAAUCAAUGCUGGACAAGUCAUACAUCACCAGGGAGAUGACAGUGAUGCGAUCUAUAUCGUACUCAAUGGUCGUCUGAGAGCUGUACGAGAAGGCGAGGGUGGCAAUAUGCGCGUAUCAGGAGAAUAUGGUCAAGGCGAGAGUAUUGGUGAGCUGGAGGUCAUGACAGAUGCAACAAGACCUGCCACUUUGCACGCCAUUCGAGAUACGGAACUUGCCAAAUUCCCGCGAACCUUGUUCAACAGUCUUGCUCAAGAACAUCCCAACAUUACUAUUCAGAUAUCAAAACUGAUAGCACAGCGCAUGAGGGCGCUUGUGGAAGCUCCUUUGACUGAGCAAGCACCGGAUAGAACAAGAACAGCAGUGAGCGAGUCUACCACAUCGAACUAUAACCUGCGGACAGUGGCAGUGUUACCAGUCACAGCUGGAGUGCCAGUCAUUGAGUUCGGAAAUCGAUUACUGGCGGCUAUGAGCCAAGUGGGCGUUCCCAACGGGGUCUCACUGCUGAAUCAAGCGAUAAUCCUCAACCAUCUCGGCCGUCAUGCCUUUAGCCGGAUGGGCCGGCUGAAGUUGUCACAAUAUCUUGCCGACCUCGAGGAGAAAUAUGGCAUGCUGCUCUAUAUUGCCGAUACGAGUGUGAAUGCGCCUUGGACGCAGACGUGUAUUUCACAAGCCGACUGCAUCUUACUGGUAGGCUUAGCAGAAAGCUCGCCCAGCAUUGGCGAGUACGAGCGAUUCCUCCUCGGUAUGAAGACAACGGCUCGAAAGGAGCUUGUGCUUCUUCAUGUGGAUCGAUAUGUCCGGCCUGGACUUACACGACAGUGGCUACGGAACAGGUUGUGGAUAAAUGGAGGUCACCAUCACAUACAAAUGGCCUUCCGUGCCAGUCCCGAAGCUACUCCACAUGCUCAACCCCGACGGUUGGGGUCAGCCAUCAAGCAGAGGGUACAGGUCAUUCAAGCCGAGAUACAGAAAUACACGUCUAGAAGAGUGCGGCAAGCUCCCCUGUACUCGGCAGACACACCUUUCAAAGGUGACUUUCAUCGAAUGGCGCGACGGUUAUGCGGAAAGUCUGUGGGUCUAGUCCUUGGUGGUGGUGGUGCUCGUGGUAUUGCACACGUUGGAGUCAUUCGUGCUCUCGAAGAGGCUGGGAUACCAAUCGACAUCAUCGGCGGCACUUCGAUAGGUGCUCUUAUGGGCGCACUCUACGCCCGCGAUGCGGACAUGGUGCCUAUGUAUGGCCGAGCCAAGCAGUUUGCGGGCAGGAUGGGCAGUAUGUGGCGCUUCGCCCUUGACCUGACGUACCCGUCUGCGUCGUACACGACUGGUCACGAGUUCAAUCGCGGGCUGUUUAAGAUAUUUGGAGAUUCUCAGAUCGAAGACUUUUGGUUGUCUUUCUACUGCAACACCACGAAUAUCAGCAAGUCACGUCCGGAGAUCCACACGUCAGGCUAUGCGUGGCGCUAUGUCCGGGCGAGCAUGUCUCUCGCCGGUUUGAUACCGCCUAUAUGCGAUGAUGGAAGCAUGCUCCUUGACGGCGGAUACAUUGAUAAUCUGACUGUACAGCAUAUGAAGAGUCUUGGAACCGAUCUUGUUUUUGCUGUUGAUGUGGGCAGUCAGGAUGACGACACUCCGCAACAAUAUGGCGAUACGCUUUCGGGCUUCUGGGCGCUUUACAACCGAUGGAAUCCUUUCUCGUCGAUACCGAAUCCGCCCUCGCUCAACGAUAUCCAAGCACGGCUGGCGUACGUGAGUUCGGUUGAUGCUCUGGAGCGGGCAAAGAAUACUCCGGGUUGCGUGUACAUGCGUCCGCCAGUCGACCAUUACGGGACAUUGCAGUUUGGGUCGUGGGAAGAGAUCUAUGAGAACAGCUAUAACUAUGCGAAGGAGUUUUUGUCGAGGUUGAAGAAUGAAGGCAACUUGGACGUGAUUGAUAUGUGGACUGGCUUUAAAGACGAGGAAGGCAAACAGCUUCUCCGAGGACAGGCUCCGAGACGGGCUAGUAUCUAGAUGUUCUGGCGGGAUAAGUGGUCGUGAUGGUCUCAGAAGUGCUUGAAAGGCCCCCUCAUAAAAAGGCGAAAUAUCCAAACCAAAACGAGUAUUAUGAACCAAAAAAACAAAGACUUUUCCUCACAAGCUCCAUUAUGGAGGUUGUAGGUAAGUGAAACCAGCCGUACUGGUUUUUCUCGUUUCUACGAAGGGGGAUUGGGGGAGUUCGAUCCUGGCCUCACCAAAUAGG
Messenger RNA from Exophiala viscosa, 5040 nucleotides. Its product is annotated as lysophospholipase nte1. The record is from RefSeq and is a predicted model, not a curated record. The transcript is spliced from 2 exons. Gene Ontology annotation, biological process: phosphatidylcholine metabolic process. Gene Ontology annotation, molecular function: phosphatidylcholine lysophospholipase A1 activity. Gene Ontology annotation, cellular component: endoplasmic reticulum. Lineage: Eukaryota; Fungi; Ascomycota; Eurotiomycetes; Chaetothyriales; Herpotrichiellaceae. Bases 297 to 4811 code for a protein of 1504 amino acids.